GUUAUAAGCCCAGUGGGUCAGUACGUCGUUAAACUAGGUCCUAAUCCUAGAAACACGAUAAUUAUCCUAGAAAAUGAUAAAAGCAUGGUAAAAUUACUGAACAAAUCUUCCAUCACCAGUGAGUUUUUAAAAUUAUGGUAAAAAUCUGUGUAAAGAAAGAAUCUACGGAACAGUUUUGGCUGUCUAUAAAGGAUCUAACGUUAAAUCAUGAAGCUAAUUAAUAAAUAAAAUAAUACACACAUGAGGUGAGAUGAAAUCCAUCGAUUAAAUGCCAACCCACUUCUGGAAUUUAUUUGUAAUAAAAGAUGCUAUUAUGAGUACAUUUAAACUUCGAAGAUCACACAUCCAAGACUGUGGAACUUACUUAUUCGUCGAGGGUUAAUGUGCCCCUAAAACAGGCCAUGUCUCAAGAAGACCGUUUUAUUUAUUUAUUUAUUAUUUACAUAAUAUUCUCUCAAUAUUCUGCUCAAAGGGAUUUUGACAGACUUUAAUUUUGGUUUGUUUAAAUGUAACUGUCAUGAAAUGAAUGUUGUAUAUUUAUUCUCGAUGUUUAUGCGAAAAAGAAGAUUCACUUUUUUUAGAAGAUUCACUAUUUUUCGAGUUUCUAAAAAACUGCUUAAAAGACUUGUAUUCCAGACGUUAAAAUGUCAACAUUACCGACAUCUUGCUGCCGAAAUGCCAAUGUUUAGAGUGACAUGUCAAUGUCACUUUAGGAUCUUGAAAGCGGCUCCCCCUGGCGUUGUUAUUCUUAUAAAUAUUAUUAUAUUGUAUUAAAUAUAAAUAUUAUUAUUUUUAAUACUAAAUAUUAUUUAUGUAAAAAAUAACUUACCCCUUUGUAAAUGUACUAAGAUAAUAGUAUUAGAAUAAGUUCUAUUACCAUAAGUUGGUAAAUAUUUUAAGUGCAGAGGUUUUAUAAAGAAAUCAGCAUUAAGCCCAAAAGUAAGAGAAUGGACGUGGAUCUGUUGCGUCCAGGCACUGUGCCGAUAUCUCCUGAUACAGUAUUAUGGUUCGAAUUCCUUCUCGAUCCAAAUAUGCUCAAGAAUCAUCUCAGCAAGCCUAAUCCAGAGCCAUCAGCAUGUGAGUUGAUAGAAGAGUUCUUGUCUGUUGAAACAAAGAAUGCCAGUUCUAAACCCACUAGUGAGCGUGUAGUGGAUGUGGACGCUCCUCCAAGCCCACCAGCCUCCAUCCCGUCACCAUCACAGUUCAGUCGGAAACAACUGGCCCUCAAAAUACUUGCCUUGAAAGUAGCUGCAACUUUACAUUGGAAUUUGGAUAUAUUUGAGGAGAAGCUCCCUCCUCAGAUACAGCAACAGUUUAUGCAGGAUCUUGUAUAUGUUACUACUGAUGCUGCAUUUGCUAUUCCGCCACAGGAAAUACCAGCAGACCUUUUACAAAAACCACAAGUGCAAUUUGCUUUGAUUCUAUACCAUAGAUGGAUAAUCAGGUUUCCAGUCAAAGCUGCGCUUUAUGCAAAAUCAAACAAAAUGUCAUAUAUUCACAUGCCUGGUAUGCAAAUAGAUAGUGCCUACAGCCCUUUGAACCAAAACUUCGAGAAGAUUCUGCGAAUGUGUGAGGCUUCACGUAUGCAAAGUAUUAUAUUUUUAGAUGAGAUUUUAUCACACUAUGAACCAACAUCCAGCUCUGGUCGUAAGGAAUCCAAAAAAAUAAAGGUCCCUGUAAUGGAAUCCUUCAUUCACCUUACUGAAGAAACUGUUGAUAUGAACCACAACUGGAACGCUGGUGAUGUAUUGAUCAGCCAACACGAACUUGCGAUGCAAAUUCAUUUUGAUCUCUGCUAUAACUACUUCUUUUAUGGACAACAUAAUUUAGCUAAAAAACACAUCCUUGGCUGCAGAGAAAACUCCAACUUACUAGAAAGGGAAAUCUCAAUUUAUGGUUACGGCCCUUAUAAAGAGAUGCCUUGGGGAGAGUUUUAUUACGCAAGUAUGGGUAAAGACGAAAUAUUGGGAUAUAUUAGAGCAUUAAACUUAGGUUUUGAGGUGUUAAAUGAAGAGCCCUCCCUACAACAAAAGCUUCAAGAUUCAAUAGCUAAUCAUUACACUGGAAUCAUAGCAGUUCUGCAGGCCGACAACCUGACUAGAGAGAUCCCGAUGAUUCACAGACAAGUGGUCGAACUUGACAUUCAAGGGUCCGCUUCAAGCGGAGCAUUCACUGUAGCUAGAGAUCUCCUUAACAGAGUGUCUGCAUUGAAUGCUGUUAGAUACGCCUUAGAAGGUGGUUUACCAUCCACUCAUCAAGAAUUUUUAAACAAAUUCAAAAUAGUUGGCAUCAAGUUCUUUGAUCUCCUAUUUUGGGCAUUGGCCCCAGUUUUAUCCUCUGACUUAUCAGAAUCCGACUGGAACAAUUUAAGGAUAUUCUUCCUCCAUCUAGCAACGUCUCAAUGUCGGUUACCAAUCGAUAGAAUUGAUGAGUACCUUAAAAAACAUGUUGGUGAAUCAGCAGAGGCCAUCAGGAAGAAAUUGAUUACUGAUGAACAAUUAAACACGAUUCUCAAUGACCCUGUUAACAUUGAUGACGAAAACAUGGACAUUCCUCGAGAAUUGCUGACAGACGAUUGGGAAACUCCUGACUUUGAAUUCAAGACUGUGCCGGAGUUAGAAAUGGGCCGUCUUAAGAAUCGACUUAUUGAAGCAUCAACAGCGGAUGAUGUUCGAAUGUGUUUGGUUAAGUUGGCUAUGAUGGCGCCAGCGUCUCUUUUGUGGAAGAUUAGUCCAUCUUGGAAGCCUGCUGGGGAACUGUGCAAUGCCUUGAUAUCCUUACCUAGAGGGUUUCUUCAAGAUUUUGGUUACGUUGUGUCCGGUGCAGCUCGAGCAAGGGCUGAAGCGGGAUGCGCCCGGGCAGCUUUGUCUUUACUCUCUGUAUUAGAGGGCGAAGCUCGCAGCCAACUCGGCCAAGGCAAUGAUCCUACACUAUAUAGAUUAUGUCGUCACCUCUCAUGGGAAGUACUAUUUCUACAGAUUAACGUAGUGUUAGCCGAAUGGCCACAUCAUAGGAUAAAUUUAACAGCUUUGGCAAAUAAAUGCAGAGCUUGUAUUGCCGCUGUGAAUUCGAACGACGGCGUCGUACCAAGACCACAGGUAAUAGAGGCUUGCUGGAUUUGCCUCAUAAACGCUUGUGAAUGGGAAGGCGUCGGUGUAACUACAGGCCCGGGUGAAGUGGCCGCGGCGCUCUGCGCCGCCUGCUUCGAGUUACAGCGCGGCAAAGCGACGAGGAAGUUCCCUAGACCUUUAUGGGAUUACGCUUUGAAUAUAUAUGGCUCAGGGACUACCGGUCCUACGAAGAGGUCGGCGGGAGGUGCGCCCUCACAUUCACGUGAUGCUAACGGGGCAGCCGCAGAAGCGCGUAACGCAUUCAAUGGCUUCCUAGCCACGUUGAGAGAACCUCUAGCAGUCAGCGUCAUGCUUUCCCUCCUAGCCAGGAUCCACAAUCUCCUUAUAGAUGACAGUUCGUUAGAACUUGUUGUAGAGUACACGAACCUCUGGCCGUCAAAUAUAUCAAAUAUGAACAAUUAUAACCCCAAAUUCGUUCUGGAAUCUCUCACUGAUUUACUAGAACGAAGUCUCAAGUUGUACCCAUAUAACACGUCAUGGCUCCGCCUAUACGGCGACGUGGAGAUGGCGGAGGGCAGAUGGGGCGCGGCGCUGCGGCGCUACCUGUGCGGCGCGGCGGCGGGCUCGUGGCACUUCGCCAAGCGCGCGCCCGACGAGGCGGGCGUGGCGCGGCGCGCGGCGCGCUGCUGCCAGGCCCUCGCCGCGCCCACGCAGGCCGCCGCGCUCUGCCAGCUGCCCGACGAACCUGACUACACUACUGCCUUCAAGUGCUUGGCUGAGAAGACUGGUAACGCGGCCGACGCGAUGGACGGCUACUACGGGUGCGUGUGGGACGGCACUCUCCUAGAGGUGGCAGUCGCGUUGCACGCACGACGUGGGGAGGGGGGGCGACGCGCGCGCGCAGUCCGGGCGGCCGGUGCGCUUGAACUCAACGCGAACAACAGCGACGACAUACAACGCGAGGCCGCCGCCAUACGACGCGCGCGACUACUGCGGGCUCUCACCAACCAAUACGUCGCGUGAAUUUAAUUAAAAAACAACUUCGUCUCGAAAAUAAUAAUUAACCAUUUCCCUGUUUUGUGAGUCUUGGCGGCGAAGUGGUGAAGUAUCGGAUGCAAGUGUGAAUAACAAUAAGCGAAAAGUUUACAUUUUCGUAGAGAAUGUUGUACAAGAGAACAAUAAUGUUAUACAAUUUUAUUGUAAGUAUAAUAAAUAAUACUUGUUAAA
Messenger RNA from Trichoplusia ni (cabbage looper), 4298 nucleotides. It is a transcript of the gene IntS8, whose product is annotated as integrator complex subunit 8. NCBI's taxonomy places the organism in Eukaryota, Metazoa, Arthropoda, Insecta, Lepidoptera, Noctuidae. Bases 948 to 4094 code for a protein of 1048 amino acids. The record is from RefSeq and is a predicted model, not a curated record. The transcript has 9 exons. Gene Ontology annotation, cellular component: integrator complex. Gene Ontology annotation, biological process: snRNA 3'-end processing.